CAUGCAUAGGCCUAUGGUGUAAACAAUUGAGAAAUGACACAUUCAAGCGCAGAAUAAUCACUAAUACUCGCUGAUGAAAUGAACGCAGCAGCCCUUUUCUCUCGCGUGCAUGAGCGCGCGUGUGAUUGGCCGCUGAUCCCUGCGCGUUCACGCUCCAGUUGUGAGAUUUGCGCGCCGCCGCUCGCUGGACUGGAGGAGAGGAAAGCGAUAGUUGUCAUACCGAGGGGCAAAUAACUCACCGUUUCCAAUGAAUAACUGCCCCUCCGCCUCGACCGCCAGCUGACGGACUGCCCUGCGCGAACCCACGCGGACGAGGAGCGACACGCGCGCGAUUGUCAGUGUCCGGCUCCGGUCGAGGUAUGGCGCAGCCGGGCUCGUGUGGUCAGAGCAGUAAUGGAGUGGCUGAUGAAUCUCCCAACAUGCUGGUCUACAGGAAAAUGGAAGACAUCAUCGCUCGCAUGCAGGACGAAAAGAACGGGAUUCCCAUCCGGACCGUCAAGAGCUUUCUGUCCAAGAUUCCCAGUGUGUUUUCAGGCUCUGAUAUUGUCCAGUGGAUGCAGAAGAACCUGAACAUUGAAGAUCAAGUGGAGGCUCUUCAUCUGGGGACGCUGAUGGCCGCUCACGGUUAUUUCUUCCCUAUAUCAGACCACGUCCUCAUGCUGAAGGACGACGGAACCUUCUACCGGUUUCAGACUCCAUACUUCUGGCCGUCAAACUGCUGGGAGCCAGAAAACACUGACUAUGCCGUGUACCUCUGUAAACGAACCAUGCAAAAUAAAGCUCGUCUGGAGUUGGCCGAUUAUGAAGCUGAGAGUUUGGCGAGACUACAGCGAGCUUUUGCACGGAAAUGGGAGUUUAUAUUUAUGCAGGCAGAAGCACAAGCGAAAGUGGACAAGAAACGGGACAAGAUUGAGCGGAAGAUCCUGGACAGUCAGGAGCGGGCCUUCUGGGACGUUCACAGACCGGUGCCUGGCUGUGUGAACACAACUGAAGCCGACAUAAAGAAAUCCUCCCGGAUGAAGCAGCCGCACAAAACACGGAAGUCAGUGUACGGCUUACAGAACGACAUCCGCAGCCACAGUCCGACUCACACGGCCACACCGGAGGUCAAAGAGCCCACAGAGGACGAGCUGCGGAACCAGAUACAGUACUGGCAGACGCAGAUCGACAGACAUCGGUUAAAAAUGUCCAAAGUUGCAGAGAGUUUGUUGAGUUACUCAGAACAGUAUAUGGAGUACGAUCCGUUCUUCACGUCACCAGAACCGUCGAACCCCUGGAUCACUGAUGACAUCACUUCCUGGGAGCUGGAGGCCAGUAAGGAGCCCGGGCAGCAGCGGGUGAAGCGCUGGGGAUUCGGAUUCAACGAGGUUCUGAAGGAUCCGGUCGGGAGAGAGCAGUUCCUGAAGUUCCUAGAGUCUGAGUUCAGCUCAGAGAACCUGAGGUUUUGGCUGUCGGUUCAGGAGCUGAAGAAGCGUCCCAUCCGUGAGGUUCCCAGCAGGGUGCAGGAGAUCUGGGAGGAGUUUCUCGCCCCUGGAGCUCCGAGUGCCAUCAACGUCGACUCCAAGAGCUACGACAAAACCACGCAGAACGUCAAAGAUCCCGGCCGAUACGCUUUCGAAGACGCUCAGGAGCACAUCUAUAAGCUCAUGAAGAGCGACUCCUACAGCCGGUUCAUCAGAUCCAGUGCCUACCAGGAGCUGCUGCAGGCCAAGAAAAAGAAAAGCAAGAAUCUUUUCUAGGAUCUGAAUCCCAGCUGUCACCGAACGAGGCGCUUGCAUAAUCACUCUGACGUCACGUUCCGCUCCUGCUGGGAAUUAUGGGAGCAGCUCAUCUGUACAUUACUGUAUCUACGGCUCAUCAUCCCGGACCUUUUCCUUCCAGCUUCGUUUCAUUCCCUCCAUCAUGUGAGACUUUUUCAAGGACUUGAAUUUAAGAAAAGCCAUUAAUCAUCAACGACCCCGAGAGUAUCGAACUCAAACUCUCGUUCUUUCAUUGUACGGAAGCGCGUUUAUUCCACUUGAUUUGCCUUUUGUCCUCUGGAACGAGCGCUUGCAUUUAUUUUUAUACUGUUCAUUUGUUUUCUGUACGGUUUGUUUUGUAAAUGUGCGUACAGAUCCUGGAGAAGGUUUAUGAUGGAGCAGAAGAGCUGAUGAUGAUGAUGAUGUUCAUCUUCCUCCUGCAGGAGUGAAAAACAGUCACUGGCGUUAGUUACAGAUGAAUGUGUUUGUUGAGUGAUGACGUAUGGAUGGUCACAUGACGUAUGGAUGGUCACAUGUUCAAGAUGUACAGUGUAGAUUUGAAUGGAUGGUAAUAAUAAAGUUUGGACUACUUUAAUGCCCAUAACUGACCAUAUAAACAUUACCAUCCAUAUGUUAAAGGGGCUAUAUGUAGAAUUCAGAAACCCUUGUUAUUAGUGACACCGGUGGCCGUUAAAUGAACUGCAGCCAGCAUCUUUCUGCUCGUGCGUACGCCUACAAGAGAAUGUGAUUUAAUGACAAAUGGCACAUUUUUUUUCAUUCCUCGCAAGUAAAAAGACUUGGAAAUAUCUUAAUUUGCAGCGAUAUACUGUUAACGAACAUCUCGACGCGAGAGCGAUGAAUAUGUAUGUAAAUAUGUAUUAAACGAAUAUGUAUUAAAUAUGUAAAUAUGUGCUGCGUGCUUUCCUCUCAACAACAAAAAUGACAGCAUCCGAUCGUAGUGAUGUGGAUGUCUGCGAUUCACCGACAGACGAGGUCAUUAAUUAUGAUAGUGUGAUUAGAAAGUAUAUUUAAGACAGUAGUUUGAAUUAAUCCCGUUUGUUUGCAUGACACAUUGACAUUACAGUACAGAAUGGCUCUUUUGGUAUUAUACCAAAAAUAAGUAUUCAUUUCAGGAGUCAUCGAGCGCAUUAGAGAGGCUCUCGGGAGCGCGCGGAACCGUUACACCGUUUUAAUUUUCCCGGUAAAAACGUCCCGAGUCCUUCACAGAGAAAUCAGGCUUUAAAUGACAGCCGAGGAAGUUCGGGAAUGUCUCUUUUUCAAGUUUCAUUUCAAGCUGUUCACACAUUGGCAAUAAAAGAGAUUUCGAUUCAUGAAAAUUCUUACAUAUAGCCACUUUAAUGUAAUUGAUGAUGUGAAACACGCUGAUGGUGAUGAUGAUGAUGGGAUGAAGGUUUGGCGUGUGAAAGCGCUCAGUUCAGUUUUAUUUCUUCUGUUUGGCUUUUGAGGAAAAUGACUGAGAUCCAAAGAUUAUCGGCGGAGAAUGAAAACUGUGUCCAGCUCAUCAUUUACACACUAUAGAUUCUAUGACUCUGUACAUAAUCCAACAAUUCAAUAAAUAAAGGGACUCGAGAGAUGUG
This is a messenger RNA of Megalobrama amblycephala (Wuchang bream), 3337 nucleotides long. It is a transcript of the gene rgs7b, whose product is annotated as regulator of G protein signaling 7b. The coding region runs from base 360 to 1739 and encodes 459 amino acids. Lineage: Eukaryota; Metazoa; Chordata; Actinopteri; Cypriniformes; Xenocyprididae. The transcript is spliced from 18 exons. The record is from RefSeq and is a predicted model, not a curated record. Gene Ontology annotation, biological process: G protein-coupled receptor signaling pathway; intracellular signal transduction; regulation of G protein-coupled receptor signaling pathway.